AUGUAUAGGUUAAUUACCUUACUGGAAAUUAUGAUGGCAGCCCAAUGCCCAGCCGGGACUGACACCUCAAUGAAGAUUAAAAGUUAUUCAUUCAGUGACAUAACGUUUGAAAAUAUUGAAGUUACUAAUGGAAUCUCCUGCCCAGACAACUCAUGUGUUUACUUUACUGUAAAUGGAGAAUUAUCACCCACAGAAAAAUCUAGGAUUUUCAAAUUUGAUUCAAACUUUACUCCUAUUUGGAUGAGAAAUUUUGAUGACUAUCAUAUAGCCAAGGGUUCCAUUUCUCUUCACUCAGACUCUAAUUUAGCAUUUGCGCUUAAAUCUUCUUCAGACUGUCCUUUGGUAAAAUUUGAUAGUACCUCAAACUCCAUUAUUGAAGACUUGAAAAUUGGAACUGCAAUAAAUUGCCAUUCUAUUACCUUCUCAGACGAUUAUUCUAAUAUCUAUGUUUCAGGCACAAUCUCAUCAACUCCUCAUGUGUUUAAAAUUGGAUAUGCAGACUUUGGAACUACAACCAUUUCUUCGAUCCCUAUCAGUAUGAACUCAAUUUACUCCAUCCAUUCCUAUGUUAUUUCAAGCCAAGAACUCCUGAUGAUUAGUGGCUCAGUGGCGAGCCCUACUCAAGCCUACAGUUUACUCUCGGUUGAGUAUGAUACAGGCACUCAGCAAUGGGCGAAGAAGCUUGGAUGCCCAACUGCAUGAAUUCUGAGUGGAGCCAAUGGUGCAUUGAUUUUAGAAUCUGAUAACAAAAUUAUCAGCUACUUUUUGGAUACUAAACCAAUCUUUUAUGUAAGCAAUCUUGUUGAUGGAACUCUUGAGGGUUCUUUUGUACCAGACUUCACUCAGACCAAUCUGGAAAUCAGUAGUAUCGCUUACUCUACUUCAUUCAGUAAAGUAUUCGUGCUGCUGAAACAUGAUGGUGGAGCCUACAAAUUUGAAUAUAAUGUCCUCACCAAUUCAUUUUCAAAUGCAUAUUUCAGUACAACUAUCCUCCCUGGAUGGAUACUUGAAGCAGGAGGCCACACUCUAAUUGGGUCUGGUGUUUCAUCUUCUAGUUCUGCGGUUGCAAUAUCAAGGUUAGCUUCAAAUGGAAUAUAUGGUCAAAACACGGCAGUAUCAUUUUUAUCAACCGGCGGUUCAUUUAUUUCAUCAUCUGGAUACUCAUACUCUAAUGAUCCUAUUAACUAUCCUUUAGUACCUUCACCUGUAACUAAAGGAACAGCAACUAUUGCUUCACAAGUUUUACCCUCUCUCGUAGAAACUGGUGAUUUGAGUGUGGAGUUAGAUGUAAUCUAUAAAGGAACAGAUUUUGUGUUAAGUACUUCUUCUCAAGAGACUGGAAACGUUCCAAAUAUUUAUCCUUGCUCUACCACUGGAGGAACAUCAAUCAAUUCUGUAAUUGAUGUCCAGUCAAAUGGAGAACCAAAGCCAUCUUGGGUAUCAGUUGGGGCUGAUUCUUUAUCGUUUGAUUAUACAGUCCCAGCAGCUGUAGAUGGGCAAACAUUUUAUUUUGCUGCAAGAAGUAUAGUUGGUGGAAAGACUUAUAUUAGAAAUGUCCAGAUAAAUGUAGGUGAAGUCUCAGAGCCAGAGCCAGAGCCAGAGCCAGAGCCAGAGCCGGAGCCAGAACCAGAACCAGAACCAGAACCGGAGCCAGAACCAGAACCGGAGCCAGAACCAGAACCUGUUACUCCAGACCCAGAGGAGUCAAAUCCAUCUCCUACUUCCCCAGCAGUCUGUAACAUCCAGAACUGUAAAACUUGCAUCUCUUCUAAAUGCACUGCUUGUAAGGACGGAUACAUACUAACAACCUCUAAAACCUGUACCAAAGUUGAUGAUUCCCUCAACGUAAAAUCUGCAGUAACAAUAGCAGGAAUUGCAGGUUCAAUGCUAGCAUCGAUGGUAGGAGGUGCUGUGACAGGCUCAUCAAUGAAGAAUAUGUGGGCAUUGUUCAACCAGUUCCAGCUGUUCAUGAUUUUACCGUUUUUGAAAGCAGAACUUCCAAUAGAGUUCUUUGAGACUUUAAAAGUUCUAGAGAUAAAUAUUCUGAAUCCCAAUCUUUUUGACAUAAAGACCUUCCCAAUAUUAGAACCAUUAAUAGAGCUAAUUAACUAUGAAAACCCUCACUCAGAGUUCUGAGAAAACGGCUAUGAGUCAGGAAGUGCCUUUAUUAACUCAUUUGAAAUCUUACUUGCCUUCAUUGGAGCAACUAUCGGGAUAUCUUUAAUUCACCUGAUUCUAAAAUGUUUGCUCAAGAAGAAUAGUGGAUUUUGACUCAAAGUUUAUAACUACUUUAUUUCUUUGGUUUACUUCAAGUUCUACCUAAGGUUCCUUUUAGAGAGCUUUCUUUUUAUGUGAUUGGUCUCAUUUAGUGAGUUUGCCAGAGUAAGAGAAGCAAAAGAUCAUCAAGUUUCAUACUUGCUGAAUCUUGGAAAUAUUGCCAUAAUCCUUGCCUUUAUUGGAUUGGUUCCUAUUCUGUAUUUCUGUACCAAAAAUCCUUUUCAGAACAAAUAUAUCAAAGAGCUAUAUGUGGGAUUUAAGAAGAAGAACUUUGAGCAACUGUACAACUUUUGGUUCUUAAUCAGAAGAUUUCUUUGUGUUCUAAUCAUUGUAUUGUUAAGAAAGAUUGAUCUGAUAUAUCGUCUGUCUAUCUUUUCAUGUUUACAAAUAGCUUCUUUCAUCCUCGUAAUCAUUAAAAGACCUCACGAUACUAUUUCAGCUAACAUUACUGAUAUCAUCAACGAGUCGUGCUAUUUUCUCGACACUAUCCUGAUCAUAUGAAUCCAGAAGGUUGACUCAUAUAUUUUGACUGAAAUUCUGAAUAACUCAAUUAUCAUAAACACAAUCAUGGUUGUUAUUGUAAGUCUGGGUAAACUCACUAUCCAAAUUAUUGAAUACUGAAAAUCUAAGGAGAGGAAGAAUCGGAUUAAGCCUGUUAUUAGAAAAGUUAAAGUGCAAACUAUGAAUAGAAAUAACAACCUCAAUGCUCCUGAUAACUCACAAGAGGCUCUUGGAGUUCCAAGAUACUAUCUAAAACCCAAGAAUUCUUCCCCAAACACCAGCGUGAACAACUCAAAAGAACUUGCUCUUCAUUCGGUGAGAAAGUUUUUACCUUAUAAAUAAUCUUUGGUAAAAUAAAAUUAAGCUUGU
Molecule: messenger RNA, 3147 nt
Organism: Moneuplotes crassus
Lineage: Eukaryota; Ciliophora; Spirotrichea; Euplotida; Euplotidae
Source: the annotation of a GenBank genome assembly